Molecule: messenger RNA, 765 nt
Organism: Nomascus leucogenys (northern white-cheeked gibbon)
Lineage: Eukaryota; Metazoa; Chordata; Mammalia; Primates; Hylobatidae
Product: putative serine protease 29
Biological process (GO): proteolysis
Molecular function (GO): serine-type endopeptidase activity
Source: RefSeq, a predicted model, not a curated record
AUGCCCAAGACCCCAGCACCCGUCCCCGAGAAUGACCUGGUGGGCAUCAUGGGGGGCCACAGCGCGUCUCAGGGGAAGUGGCCGUGGCAGGUCAGCCUGAGGGUCUACAGCUACUGCUGGGCCUCCUGGGUGCACAUCUGCGGGGGCUCCCUUGCCGCCCACUGCAUUUUCCGGAAGGACACCAACCCAUCCACCUACCGGAUCCACGCCGGGGACGCGUAUCUCUAUGGGGGCCGGGGGCUGCUGAAUGUCAGCCGGAUCAUUGUCCGCCCCAACUAUGCUUCUGCCCACCUCGGAUUCGACCUGGCCGCGCUGACCCACGUGGGCGCAGCAAGCAAUGUUCAGCCAGUCACCCUGCCGCCCGAGGCCCUGAACUUCACCCCGGAGGACAAGUGCUGGCUGACCGGCUGGGGCAGGACGUCCUACUACGCGCCACUACACCCACCCUACUGCCUGCAGCAGGUGCACAUCGCACUGGAAGACCACGAGGCCUGUGAGAAGGGCUACAAGGAGUACCUGCAGGCCAGCGCCAACGGGAAGGUCAUCCUGGAAGACAUGCUGUGUGCCGGCAGCCUGGGCCGGGGCCCUGCAUGGGAAGACGUGGACUCCGGAGGGCCCCUGGUCUGCAGGAAAGGAGGCUCCUGGGUCCAGGUGGGCGUGAUCAGCUGGGGGAUCGGCUGCUCCACGAUCCAGCUGCCAGCCGUCUUCACAAGCGUCCAGAGCCAUGUCGCCUGGAUCUGCCGGGAAAUCAGGAAGUGUGGGUGA